Molecule: messenger RNA, 531 nt
Organism: Staurois parvus
Lineage: Eukaryota; Metazoa; Chordata; Amphibia; Anura; Ranidae
Source: the annotation of a GenBank genome assembly
GGCAGAGGACACGGGCUGCUUUCUGAGAGCAUUAUGGCGGACAAGGAAGCUGCUUUUGAUGAUGCUGUGGAGGAGCGGGUUAUCAAUGAAGAGUACAAGAUCUGGAAGAAGAAUACUCCCUUCCUCUAUGAUUUGGUAAUGACCCAUGCCCUGGAGUGGCCCAGUCUAACAGCCCAGUGGCUCCCAGAUGUCACCAGACCUGAAGGAAAAGAUUUCAGUGUCCAUCGCUUAGUUCUUGGAACUCACACCUCUGAUGAACAGAAUCACCUUGUGAUUGCCAGUGUACAGCUUCCUAAUGAUGAUGCCCAAUUUGAUGCAUCUCACUAUGAUAGUGAGAAAGGAGAUUUGGAGGCUUCGGCUCAGUCAGUGGAAAAAUAGAAAUUGAGAUUAAAAUUAACCAUGAAGGAGAGGUAAACCGAGCUCGCUACAUGCCUCAAAACCCCUGCAUUAUCGCAACUAAAAACACCAUCCAGUGAUGUUCUUGUGUUUGACUACACUAAACACCCAUCCAAGCCAGGUGACAAUUUUUAG